Messenger RNA from Nematolebias whitei (Rio pearlfish), 1143 nucleotides. Its product is annotated as glutamate receptor 1. Gene Ontology annotation, molecular function: transmitter-gated monoatomic ion channel activity involved in regulation of postsynaptic membrane potential; AMPA glutamate receptor activity. Gene Ontology annotation, cellular component: plasma membrane; postsynaptic membrane; dendritic spine. Gene Ontology annotation, biological process: synaptic transmission, glutamatergic; modulation of chemical synaptic transmission. The record is from RefSeq and is a predicted model, not a curated record. NCBI's taxonomy places the organism in Eukaryota, Metazoa, Chordata, Actinopteri, Cyprinodontiformes, Rivulidae. The transcript has 6 exons. Bases 1 to 870 code for a protein of 289 amino acids.
AUGUGGUCUCUGUCUGGUCGCAUUGUUGGUGGAGUCUGGUGGUUCUUCACCCUCAUCAUCAUCUCAUCCUAUACUGCCAACUUGGCUGCCUUCCUGACAGUGGAGAGGAUGGUGUCUCCUAUAGAGAGCGCUGAGGACCUGGCUAAGCAGACAGAGAUUGCCUAUGGAACAUUAGAUGCAGGUUCCACCAAAGAGUUCUUCAGGAGAUCAAAAAUCGCUGUGUUCGAGAAGAUGUGGUCCUACAUGAAGGCGGCUGACCCGUCCGUGUUCGUCAAAACAACGGACGAGGGGGUGAUGAGAGUCAGGAAGUCCAAGGGCAAGUAUGCCUACCUGCUGGAGUCCACAAUGAACGAGUACAUAGAGCAGAGGAAGCCCUGCGACACCAUGAAGGUGGGGGGUAACCUGGACUCCAAAGGUUAUGGGAUUGCUACGCCUAAGGGCUCCCCUCUCAGAAACCCAGUAAACCUGGCAGUGUUAAAACUGAACGAGCAGGGCCUCUUGGACAAAUUGAAAAACAAGUGGUGGUACGACAAGGGAGAGUGCGGCAGCGGGGGCGGGGACUCCAAGGACAAGACAAGCGCUCUAAGUCUCAGCAACGUGGCAGGAGUUUUCUACAUUCUGAUCGGAGGCCUGGGCCUGGCCAUGCUGGUGGCGCUGGUGGAGUUCUGCUACAAGUCCAGGACCGAGUCGCGCCGAAUGAAGCAAUCCAUCAACGACGCCAUGCGUUGCUCCACCUUGACCAGGAUGAGUGGCAAUGGAAGCGGAGGAGAGAACGGACGAAUCCUCACCCAUGACUUCCCCAAGACGGUUCAGACGCUGCCCUGUAUGAGCCACACCGCCAGCAUGGGACUGGGCGCCUCAGGCAUGUGACCACCAACGAACCGUGCUGGCAGCGAUGGACUGGCAGAAGAGGAGCACAAGACUCUGAUAACCUCAAAAAUCAUGGCUGUCUGGUUUGACUAAUCUACUCUCCUGGCUGACAGUGUGCCCAACAAGAAAAAGACUUAAAUUUACUGCCAAAAUGCACUAUCGAACCACUCCUGAAAAACAGAGACUCCAUUUUUUUUUUAACAAAUGGAUGUUUAAAAAGAGAUUUAGAAAAAAGAAAAGAAGGGAUAUGUGUUGCAAUAAAUAAGCCGUCAA